Bufo gargarizans (Asiatic toad) is the source of this 2608-nucleotide messenger RNA. RefSeq names its product lysophosphatidylcholine acyltransferase 4 (gene LPCAT4). Gene Ontology annotation, biological process: phosphatidylcholine acyl-chain remodeling. Lineage: Eukaryota; Metazoa; Chordata; Amphibia; Anura; Bufonidae. The coding region runs from base 59 to 1618 and encodes 519 amino acids. Gene Ontology annotation, molecular function: 1-acylglycerophosphocholine O-acyltransferase activity. Gene Ontology annotation, cellular component: endoplasmic reticulum. The transcript is spliced from 14 exons. The record is from RefSeq and is a predicted model, not a curated record.
UUCCCACCCGGGCCCAGGUUAGUGGCGCCGUCCAGCUCCAGUCAGAGCGGCCGCCAGUAUGGAUGAUGCUGCGGUGCCCAGGGACAAAGUGGAGGGCACUCAUCAGGAGGGCACCCCGUUUAACCCCUUCCUGCACGAGUUUCACCCCGAGGGGUUCUGGCAGAAAUUGAGGUUCUAUGUCUUGGGUCCAAUACUAUUCCCCUUGCGUUUCCUUCUGGCGUCCAUCUUCCUUUUUCUGAUGUGGCCAAUUGCUGCUCUUCGCGUAGCAGGGAUGACAGAGGAAGAGCUCAGCCGACCAAUACGACACAGACGCACCAUUCUACAUCACCUGAUUUACCUUCUAAGCCGCACUAUGUUCUUCAUGUGUGGUUUCCACUGGAUCACCAUCCGUGGACGCCGCGCCUCCAGCUCUGAGGCCCCACUUCUGGUUGUGGCCCCUCACUCCACCUUCUUUGAUCCCAUUGUUACUGUGGUUUGUGACCUCCCAUCCGUUGUGUCCAGAGUGGAGAAUCUCAGCAUUCCCGUCAUUGGAGCUCUCCUUCGCUUCAAUCAAUCUAUUAUGGUAUCCCGUCAUGACCCAGCAUCGCGGAAGAAAGUGGUGGAGGAGGUGAAGAGACGAGCAACCUCCAAUGGAGAGUGGCCUCAGGUUUUGUUCUUUCCAGAGGGCACAAAUGGUAAUGGAGAAGUUUUGUUAAAAUUUAAACCUGGUGCCUUUGUGGCUGGCGUGCCCGUACAGCCAGUGUUGAUGAGAUAUCCAAACAGAUUGCCGGCGACAGUUUGGACUUGGAAAGGGAAUGGCGUGCUAAAGGUCCUCUGGCUGACAAUGUCUCAGUUUUUCAUCAACCUGGAGAUUGAGUUUCUCCCCGUUUACAAUCCUAGUCCUGAAGAGAAAACAGACCCUGUGUUGUAUGCCAACAAUAUACAGAAAUUUAUGGCAAAGGCACUAGGGAAACCAGCUACUGAGUUUGAGCUGAUAGGAGAUACCCCUGUUUCACCUGUGGGACACCUGAAGGUUCCACUGGACCCCAAAAUCUGGGAAAUAGGAAAAAUUCUGAAGAAGGCUGGGUUCUCAUUUGACAGUGUACAGGGGCUAAUUGAUCUCUGCUUGGAGGGAGUUUGUUCACGUGUGGGAUUGGAUGAGCUAGCAGAGAAGCUGGGUCUCACACAGACUGAUGUCAUUUCCCGGGUCUUCAGUUAUUUCCACAAGGAUGCUAGUGGAAUGAUAGAUUUCCGAGAAGUCUCAUUAGUCCUAGCAGCUCAGGAUGCUACUCGCUCUGCAGAGGAGUUGGCAAAGCUUGCUUUUGAUCUCUUUUCUACCUGUGAUGCUGACGGCUGCUUUUUACUUUCUGCUGAUGGCUUUUCAUCCAUUCUUCGUUCACUGGUGGGAUCACCUCCUGCAGAAAGCGGCAAAGUAUAUUCAGAGCUGUGCCCACAUGAGACUAGCGGCCUUACCCGAGAUGGAUUCAUGAAAUUUGCUAUAAGCCAUCCUUGUUAUCGCCAUCUCUUCCUGUUCUUUCUGCGCCCCCCAGCAUCCGGACGUAGGAAGUCAUCACGUCUCCAGCAGAAUGGGCACUGUGCCAGGAAGAAUAAUCCUGAGGACGGGCCAAAGUCAGACUGACAAACUAAGGGUUGGGGGUUAUAUUGGGGGUUGGGGAGGUGGGGAGGGUUUUACUCCAAAGGUUUUCGUGGCAGGGGUUGGGGUUUUAUGAUAAAUUUGUGGUUGUUGUAAGCAUGCCCAGUUGCUCUAUCAUCACAAGAUGGAGGACAUGCAAUAAGAUGUGCUUAAUUGCAUACUGGGAAAGAUAUUCUCAUGAAUUUCCAUUAAAUCAUUUAGCUGAAAGCUGGGUGCAUCAAUUUAAUGGGAAGUGUAGUGAGCAUUGUAGCCAGGAACAUGGAGCCUGGAAAUACUCAAUUGAGCGGCAUGCACUUAAGUGGGGUGGGACAGAAGUUAAUGACACUACGCUGAAGGAGCAAUAUUCUGCAUGCUUGUAGUCCGGAUAGGUGCGGGUGCAGAGUGGAGAUGACAUUUGCAUCCCAAAUAUCUCAGCUCUCAGGGAAACAGCCUCCCUUCCCCCAAAGAAUUUUAAAUUUGUACCUUUUAUUUCAACAUUUUAUCUCUGAUGGUUCCCAUGUGUUACUGCUAUUGUCAUGUUUCUGAAUGAUAUAAUUAUUUUUCAUAAAAAAAUGUGUGUUGUGGUUACUGCGGGCUACCUAUUGUUAAAGUAGUAUUUGGCCCAAGAUGGAAGGAGAAGUGACUGAUAUGAUUGUUUCUUCAUCUGCACUUAUUCACUCCAUCUGUACCUUAGGGUAAAAUUCCACUUUAUAAUCUAUUUGCCGACAAGAGUGUAAUGUGGGAGCCUGACCCGUCUGUAUAAUUUAGGCCUCAUGCAUACGACCAUAUUUUGUGUCCAUGUCCGAUCUGCAUUUUUUCCGGAUUGCUCACAGACCCAUUCAUCUGAAUGAGGAAAUUCUUUUUGAUGCAAAAAAAAAAUAAAAAAUUGUGCUGGAAUGGCUGAUGGAGCCGGUACAGACUAUUGGAAGCGUAAAAACUACCACAAAAUACUUUAUAUACCGUAGAUAUAAUAAAAUCACACUGCUCAUCAAAACA